Babjeviella inositovora NRRL Y-12698 is the source of this 945-nucleotide messenger RNA. RefSeq lists its product as uncharacterized. Lineage: Eukaryota; Fungi; Ascomycota; Pichiomycetes; Serinales. The transcript has a single exon. Gene Ontology annotation, cellular component: mitochondrion. Bases 165 to 650 code for a protein of 161 amino acids. The record is from RefSeq and is a predicted model, not a curated record.
AAUAGAAAUAGGGCCCUUAGGAUGAGAAUCCAAGCUGCUCUGCUAGUAGCGGCUGCGCUCUCCGGUUUGCGCACGCUUGAAAAUUCCCAACCGCAAAUCAAGACAUUAAUAUCUGUAUCUCUACCAUUUGCCUAUUACAUCCAUACCUAUACACCUCCGUUAUCAUGCCUAGUGCUUCAGCUCAAGGAGCCUCAUUCUUACCGUCUAACUUUGGUUUGGCCAUCAACACCUCCGCCGAAUACAAAGAGAGAAGAAGACAACAGAUGUUGCGGUUUGUGGGCGCCACCGUGGUGACGUUUGUGUGCGCGCGUGUGGCCUACCGUGGGGUCUUGUCUAGAAAGUACGUGCCGACGUUCUUGCAGCCGAACCACUUACCACCACCUUUCUCCUUCCACAAGGAUGCGCUUCUGGCCAUCACCCAUUCCACCUUGUUGGCGUGUUCCGCCUACACCAUGGCCGUCAUGGGCGGCUGUUGGUGCUGGGACGUCUCUAGCUUCCAGGAGUUCAGCUGGAGAAUGAAGAAAUUGUUAGGUGGUGCCGAGAAAGAGCAGGAGAUUGCGAUGCAGCCGGUCGACGAGGAAACCAGAGCCAUCCAGGACACCAUGAACAACUUGCUCAGCGGAAAGUUUGUCGAUUCCGAAGAGAACUAGAAGAUUGCUUCUGUGUAUUUUACCUGUAUAUAAUCAAUGCUGAGAGGUCAAGAUGCAAGGCCCGUAGAAGCAUGCUUGGAAGGGUCCGAGUAGCAAACCGCAUACUCAGGUUUGAUAAUGUAUUGAUGAUCUUGGUUUGUGGAAAGAUUAGUUGAACCAUCUGGGGAGGUUUUUUAAUAUCCUCAUUCUUCACCCGGAAUGGAACCAACCAUGGUUGGUACAUGCAUACCCUUCGGCACUCGAAUGGUUCACAUUAGGUUUACCAAAUCUACUAUCGAAGCGUGGGAAAAAAAAU